Molecule: messenger RNA, 1470 nt
Organism: Eutrema salsugineum
Lineage: Eukaryota; Viridiplantae; Streptophyta; Magnoliopsida; Brassicales; Brassicaceae
Product: protein CDC73 homolog
Exons: 3
Coding region: 70-1314 (414 amino acids)
Biological process (GO): transcription elongation by RNA polymerase II; positive regulation of transcription elongation by RNA polymerase II
Cellular component (GO): Cdc73/Paf1 complex
Molecular function (GO): RNA polymerase II complex binding
Source: RefSeq, a predicted model, not a curated record
CUUUUACAAUCUGUGUGAGUUUCUGGCAUAAACCCUAAGAUCGAAAUCAGAAUCUCUCUCUCUGAAACUAUGGAUCCGUUAUCGGUGCUGAAGAAUUUCACGACGAGGGGAGACCUGGAUAAAAUCGAGCGGGUCGGAGCUAAUUACCGAUUCGGGUCGGAGUAUUCGUUCCCGUGCGCGACGGAGACGGCUUACAGGUCGAAAGGUGGAACUCUCUACACUCUGGAGGCGUUAGUUCACUAUGUGAAGAAUCAGCACCUGAAACCCGGAGAGUAUAUGCAAUCCACCGUCAAAAACGCUGUUCCGGCGGUGACUUUACCGGAUCGGAAACCUCUCCUCGAUUACCUCACCGGAAGAGUAGCUUCUUCCGAUUCGAUUGAUUUCCUCUUGCUCCAGCAGCAGAACGCGCAGAGCCAGAAGCAGAACGAAGAGUAUCGGCCCGACCAGGAUAACUCCACGUUUGUUUCCAGAGAAAGCGCGAUCGAUGACAUGGAGGUCGAGGAUUUCGGUAAAUCCGGCGAGGAUGUUGACUACAUUAUGCUGAUUCGAUCCAACGAGAGGCCAUUGAAGAGCCGAGACGCGAUUCUUCAGUGCAAGAACAGGGAUUUCUACAGCGUGUUGGUGAAUUCGACGAAGAGGGAAGAGGAGAGACAGAGGAUUGAGUCUCAUCAGAGGAAAGACGGAUUGGUUGCAAAGAGUAGGUUAAUGGGUGCAGAAGAGAGAGGCAUUGUAGGGUUUAGUGGAGGCGGAGAUGAUUCUGGGUAUGACGCAAACCCUAAAUCUAAGCUUCAUUUUAAGGCAGGGAAGAUUGGAGAAGGCGUGCCGAUAAUUCUUGUGCCGAGUGCGUUUCAAACACUGAUCACUAUAUACAAUGUCAAGGAGUUUUUGGAAGAUGGAGUUUAUAUACCGAAUGAUGUUAAGGCGAAGCAGAUGAAAGGGCUAAAGCCAGAUUGUAUUACGGUUCAGAAGAAGUUUAGUAGAGACAGAGAGAGAGUUGUGACUGCUUAUGAAGUUAGGGACAAGCCAUCUGCUUUGAAGCCUGAUGAUUGGGACCGUGUUGUUGCGGUUUUUGUAUUGGGGAAGGAUUGGCAGUUCAAGGAUUGGCCUUUCAAGGACCAUGUUGAGAUAUUCAAUAAGAUCAUUGGGUUCUUUUUGCGGUUUGAAGAUGAUAGUAUUGAAUCAGCCAAGACGGUGAAGCAGUGGAAUGUAAAGAUCAUCUCGAUUAGUAAGAACAAGCGGCAUCAAGACCGGGCUGCUGCAUUAGAAGUCUGGGAAAAACUGGAGGAGUUUGUGCGAUCUCGGUCACAUUCUUAGUAUCUAAUAGUUGUAGAAAAUUAUUUUAUGUAUCAACUUUCCUUCUUUUUAUGAUAACCUUUAUACUUUCUGUAACAUUAGCAAGAUAACAUAGUGAACUUGGUUGUUGUGCAAUAUGGUUGUUUUCCUUUUUAAUAAGAAGUUAUAAAUUGUUCA